Messenger RNA from Onychomys torridus (southern grasshopper mouse), 2302 nucleotides. It is a transcript of the gene Top6bl, whose product is annotated as chromosome 1 C11orf80 homolog. NCBI's taxonomy places the organism in Eukaryota, Metazoa, Chordata, Mammalia, Rodentia, Cricetidae. The record is from RefSeq and is a predicted model, not a curated record. Gene Ontology annotation, biological process: meiotic DNA double-strand break formation; reciprocal meiotic recombination.
AUGUGGGAAGCAGAGUCUGGUCCCGGGCACCGCCCUCAGAACAGAAGGCGAAGCCGUCUGGGGUAAGCCAGCCUGGGCAUCCUGCACUGCGCAGCCGCAGCUUUCCAGGGACGGGCCCUGGAGGACGCCGAGGAGGGCGGUCAGAGCGCUUUGAAAAGGGCCGAGGGCCGCGUCUUGGCGAGACCGUGGGAACGUCUCCUCAGGAGGAGUCCUCGCCGCUCUGGCCGGCUCGCCUCCAACCCUGGCAGCUCCGCCACCUGUCCUCCCACCCAGGCGCCUACGGGUGCGGGCGGCCGCGGGCGGCUCCCGCAGUGCGCAGGCGCGAGGCCCGGGGGCGGGGCGACCGCGCCGUCGGGCGGGAAGGGACGGGCGCGCUGGGCAGGCGGCGGCGCGCUGGCCCGGCUUGAGGCCGUAGCUGCGGAAGAGGUGGCGGCUGCGGCCGCUGUCCUGAGAAUGGAGAGGACGGCUUUGGCUGUCUGCGAGAUUUUGAGAUACUUAAUAAUUCACUGGAAGUCUGAAACGGGACUGGCAGAGGGCUCCUGGCUAGAAGGGCAGCUGAUGAUUUCCAUAGAAGCAUUGAGCUCAAAGCACUUGCCGAAUUCUCUGCACUGUGCAAUAUCUAUUGCUUCUACAGGAAGUGUUCAUGGUGGCUUGGUCUUCAAGAAGUUUCUACAAGAAAUACAACCUGUGCUGCCCCGAUUCUCUGCACAGCUGACUUGGGCUUCAGAGGAGGGUGACCAUUCUCAAGAUACAUCAGGCAGAACACCAUUCCAGAUGAUUUUUAAGGCUCAUGAAAGUCCUCGACGUUUGGUGACAGACUGUCUGGUUAUAAAGCAUUUUUUACGAAAAAUCAUCAUAGUUCAUCACAAGCUCAAGUUUAAUUUCAGUUUAACGGUGAAUGGGAUCCAUUCUGCAGAGAUCUUUGGGGUAGAGAACGAGCCGACUUUGAGACUGUCCAAUGGCAUCACUCUUGCUGUGGACUUUCAGCAUUAUGUGAGUAAGCCAAAAUUGAGUCCCAGUGGGUCACACUGCAGCAGAAUCCACCCUGUGCUCGGACAUCCAGCAGUGCUGUCCAUCCCUGACGGCACGGCCAACGCGGCGUCAGUGGGCAAACUGACACUGACUCCGGUUGCAGCUCUGUGCCCCAGCCCCAAGAGCUUCUCCAGCCAACUGAACAGGAUUGCUUCAGUUUCCAUAUUUCUGUAUGGACCUUUGGGUCUACCUCUGAUAUCAGAUCAGGAGCAGCCAAGUACCACUGUCUUCAGAGAUACUUCUUAUUUCAUUGACUGGAAGAAACACAAUUUGUUUAUGGUGCCCAGUUUGGAUCUCAAUUUGGAUACAGAUUUGGUACUUCCAGAUGUGAGUUAUCAAGUGGAAUCCAGUGAGGGGAAUCAGUCUCAGGAUAUGGACUCAAAGGGACCGGUUCUGCUACUUUUCCUAUUUGUGGAUUUCCACAGUGAAUUUCCAGUCCAGCAAGUGGAAAUCUGGGGACUCCAUACUUUGCUCACAGCUCAUCUCAGUGCCAUCCUCUCAGAGAGCCACAGCACAGUGCAAGACUCCAUCCAGUCAGCCGUGGAUCAGGUGUUGGAGCGGCAUCGCCAGGCUGCCCAGGCUCAUCAGAGACUGCAGGGAUCCCUCUCUGUGGCUGUGAACUCCAUCAUGAGUGUGCUGACUGGAAGCACCUGCAGCAGCUUCAGGAAGACAUGCCUCCAGGCUCUUGAGGCAGCUGACACACAGGAAUUUGGGACCAAACUGCAUAGAAUAUUUUAUGAUACCACCCAGCACCGACUUUGGCACCACUGCUCAUGUGACACAGAACAGCACCCAACUCCAGAGAAAAGGCAUUCCGCCCAGAAUACCGAAGGCUGGCAUGGGAACAUCGGCCUGGAGUCCCUUGUAGAGACCAGCGGGCAAGCAGAAAACAAGAAGCUCAAGAGAAGCCCUAACCAGGGCAGGGAAGAGUCGCAAGCUCUGUGCCCCGCCAGGGAUCUGAGCCCUCCAGAGUCUGCCACAGGUCACCACGAGCCCACCGUGGCCUCCCCAAGUGCCGGAGGAUCGCAGGCCCAAGCGGCGCACGGCAGGGCCCGGGCGGCUGACGCAGCGAGCGCUGCCGGCGGCCUGGAGGUACUACGGCGAGCGCGGGGUGGGUGCGGGCCUGGGCCGCUGCCGCUGAGUCCUCACCACUGUCUCCUCUGCUCCCGCAGGACUUGUGGCUGCAAGAGGUCUCCAAUCUGUCCGAGUGGCUGAGUCCGGGGCGCAGGUUCUAAGAGCCCGCUACUGAGGAUCACAGAAGCGGGCCAAA